Molecule: messenger RNA, 1525 nt
Organism: Scophthalmus maximus (turbot)
Lineage: Eukaryota; Metazoa; Chordata; Actinopteri; Pleuronectiformes; Scophthalmidae
Gene: hesx1
Product: HESX homeobox 1
Exons: 4
Coding region: 603-1166 (187 amino acids)
Biological process (GO): forebrain development; regulation of transcription by RNA polymerase II; pituitary gland development
Cellular component (GO): nucleus
Molecular function (GO): DNA-binding transcription repressor activity, RNA polymerase II-specific; RNA polymerase II cis-regulatory region sequence-specific DNA binding
Source: RefSeq, a predicted model, not a curated record
UCGUCUGUGGCCGUAAACUGAAUAUCUUUGGCGUGUGGACAAAACUAAACAUUAUGUUGGAGUUUCGGGGAAAUUAUUUAUAAUCAAAUAAUCAAUAGACUAAUCGAUUAUGAAGAGUCGUUAUUUGCAGCCCUAAGACUCUCCUUUUUUUUUUUUUGCUCAUCAGGAAACUCAACAUUUGAAUAUGCUCUGCCCUGAAGUAACGUCGACACACACACACACACACACACACACACUCAGCAGAGAUUAGCUGCUGUAUGGAACCUCAGGGAAUCUCAUUCACAUGUAAAAAAAAAAAAAAAAAACACUUCUUAAUUCUAAUUGGUGGCCGGUGUAAAUCCUCCACUCCCAUUUAAAAGCAGCCUCUCUGCAGUUUGUCUUCCUGCUGCUUCGACUUGUACCUCAGACAGAAGCAGUUUGAUUUCACGCCGCGGACCCGAAGUGAAGCACCGACAGAGUUUGAGCAAAUCGACGUAUGGAUUUUUCUUCCUUUUCUUUUUCACAGAAACCAGAAUAACUUUGUUUUGGUUGUUUUGACUCCGGGGGCUUCCUCUGCUCUCAGGGCUGAUCAUUGAUCAGUUUUGAUCAGAUCUGACGUCGUCAUGGCUCCCGUCGUGACGGCAGAGAGAAGACCGGCGUUUUCCAUCGAUCGGAUUCUGGGUUCGGAGCUGGAACGACCAGGAAUCUGCCAGAAGCUCCACAGACCGUGGGCAGAGAUGGGAGCCGAGAAGGAAAACCGAGGACACGUUGGUCUCUGCUCCAAACAACAACCUCAGCAGGUGAACGCUCACAGGCCGACGUCCAACUGGUACGUCGGCCGAAGACCGCGGACCGCCUUUACCAGCGGGCAGGUGAACGUACUGGAGACUGUGUUCCAGGUGAACUGUUACCCAGGCAUCCAGCUGAGGGAGCAGCUCGCUGGGAAACUCAACCUGGACGAGGACCGAAUACAGAUCUGGUUUCAGAACCGACGAGCCAAAAUGAGGCGUUCGCUCAGAGAGACCCGACUGCGGCUCGUCCAGACGGCCGUGUCCGACCUCGGACACCAGGUCGCAGGGCAGCUGAAGGCCAAACGGGACGUGCGAGGGGGGGGCGGCCUGGAGCUUGCCCAGCGGCUCGCCUCUCGUGUCCAGCAUCGGGCGGAGGAGGAGGAGGAGGGCGAGUGAUGUCGAAGUUUAUAUAUAUUUUGUUUAACAUUGUUUACCGAAUGAAAAGUUAAACAAAACCUCUGAAAUGCGGCUGAAUCCAUCCACUCUCUCUCCCUCAUCGAGGAAUUCUGAGACUAUGAAUAUUCAUGAUAUGCAAAUAACACAGGCUCCGCCCACCACCGCUGCUCGCGCUAGGUUGACCGGUGGAAGAAUGUGAUCAACUAGAUGGAUAGGGGCAACAUCGGAGAGAUGAACUGCAAAUGCUAACGCUAACUGUCAGCUGACACACCUGCCGUCCUCUCGUGGAUGCUAACUGCUCAUGCUAACGCUUACCGUCUGCUGACACACCUGCCGUCCUCUCGUGGAUGCUAACUGCU